AUGUCUGGCUUUGACCUCAAUUACUGGAUCGGUUUCUUUCUCUCUGCUGUGAUAUUCUCCAUAUUCUUUUAUGGCAUAUCGAUCGCGCAGACACUAUACUAUUACAGGCAUUAUCCUGAAGAUUCACGAUUGCUGAAAGCAUAUGUCUUGGGAUUGCUUAUGCUUGACUUUGGGAGGACCGUCCUCGACGUUGCGAUCAUCUGGUUCUGGACGAUUGAGCAUCACGGAGAUGUGGGGUUCCUGCUUAUUUGCCCUCCGUCCUUCGCGACCGAGUUCCUUUUUUCGAAAUUGACGAUCAUUGCGGUGCAAGGAUUUUUCAUCAACACUAUAUGGAGGCUUCUGGCAGGCAACCGAUACCGCCAUGUGUUCACACUGUUGGGGGUUGUAUUGGCAUUAUUGGGCUUCUCAUGUGGUAUAGCACAAACGGCGAACAUGUACGACGAGACCUACGCUUACACAAUUAUCCCGAACAACUUGGUAUCUGGAGUGCUAGGACUGGGCGCGUCGUUUGUCGCCGAUAUCUAUAUCACCGUUGCCUUGUGCAUGGUACUACAUGAGCACAAGACGGGACUUGCACGAACCGAGAACAUGAUAUCAAGCUUGAUGACAUUUGCGGUUACCCGAGGCAUAGUCACUUCCUUGUUCCAGCUAGCCUCUUGUAUAUCAUACGGGGCAGCAGUCCAUAGCGAAGCGGUGCCCUGGGCACUCACCAUCAUCCCUGGAAACUCGAUCUAUGUAAACUCAAUGCUUGCAUCGCUCAACAUACGUCAACAUGUCAGAGGAAUCGCCGGCAGUGUUCUAACCACCACCGGUGUAGAACUCAAUACUAUCGGCAUGCAGAACAACACGAGGAUGCACAUCGCAGUCUCACAAGAACGGUGUACAUCAAGAGAUCGCGUCACAGCACCGGAGGACGAGAGGGUCAAUGGCGCAUGA
Molecule: messenger RNA, 936 nt
Organism: Postia placenta MAD-698-R-SB12
Lineage: Eukaryota; Fungi; Basidiomycota; Agaricomycetes; Polyporales; Adustoporiaceae
Exons: 21
Coding region: 1-936 (311 amino acids)
Source: RefSeq, a predicted model, not a curated record